Ricinus communis (castor bean) is the source of this 1413-nucleotide messenger RNA. RefSeq names its product sec-independent protein translocase protein TATC, chloroplastic. Lineage: Eukaryota; Viridiplantae; Streptophyta; Magnoliopsida; Malpighiales; Euphorbiaceae. Gene Ontology annotation, biological process: intracellular protein transmembrane transport; protein transport by the Tat complex. The record is from RefSeq and is a predicted model, not a curated record. The transcript has 4 exons. Gene Ontology annotation, molecular function: proton motive force dependent protein transmembrane transporter activity. The coding region runs from base 156 to 1220 and encodes 354 amino acids. Gene Ontology annotation, cellular component: membrane; TAT protein transport complex.
CAGCAGCCCAGAUUUUGUAAAACGAGAACCAAUCAUUCACCACCACCGUUUAGAUUUCCCUGCCUAAUCCUACUAAACUAAUCAUCCUUUUAUUUAUUUUUUCUUCGUAUAAAGAAAAAUAAAAAAGCAAUUAAUUAAUACAAAAUAACAGAAAGAUGGGAAGCAGCACAGCAAUCAUCCCUUAUUUGCAGCUCCAUAAUUGCUUCUGUAAGCAAUUUGAGAUCACUAGAAAUCAACAGCACUUUACUUCUUCUUUGCAACUCAACUCUACGAGAGGGAGAUUAAGAUUCAGUAGUUCGCGGAACACCAGAAGGCUCAGUAGAGUCGUUUGUUUGGCCGCUGUUGAUGAUGAUAUCACCGAGAAGCAGAAGCAGGACUCUCCUACUACCAGCAGUCUUGGCUCCGCUCUCGAGGAUAGGCCCGACAUGCUUGGCAACUCGCAACAAAACUUUGGGGAAGAUGCAGAAGGUAGUGCGCUUUAUAAUUUCCUGUAUCCGAAUAAAGAGCUCCUUCCAGAUGAUAAAGAAAUGAGUAUAUUUGACCAUCUUGAAGAGCUGCGUCAGCGAAUCUUUGUGUCUGUUUUGGCUGUUGGAGCUGCUAUCUUGGGAUGCUUUGCAUUUUCCAAAGAGCUUAUCAUGGUUCUUGAAGCUCCUGUUAAAGUACAGGGUGUGCGGUUUCUGCAAUUAGCUCCUGGAGAGUUUUUCUUUACUACUUUAAAGGUAUCAGGAUACUGCGGCCUUCUUCUUGGGAGCCCAAUCAUUCUUUACGAGAUUAUAGCCUUUGUUCUUCCAGGAUUAACAAGGGCAGAAAGAAGGUUCUUGGGGCCAAUUGUUCUAGGCUCCUCGGUGCUCUUUUAUGCUGGAAUUAUCUUCUCCUAUUUGAUUCUGACUCCGGCGGCAUUAAAUUUUUUUGUUAGUUAUGCAGAAGGGGUUGUGGAGUCUUUAUGGUCCAUUGACCAGUACUUUGAGUUUGUGCUUGUGCUUAUGUUCAGCACAGGUCUGUCUUUCCAGGUUCCUGUUAUACAAGUUCUACUCGGACAAGUUGGUCUAGUAUCAGGAGACCAAAUGCUCUCAAUUUGGAGAUAUGUGGUUGUCGGGGCAGUUGUUGCAGCUGCCGUACUCACACCAUCAACUGAUCCUCUUACUCAGGUGCUUCUAGCAGGGCCCCUUCUAGGUCUGUAUUUGGGUGGUGCAUGGGUGGUCAAGCUCACAGGGCGAUAAAUGGUUUUCCCACAUGCUUCAGGCCAGGAGAAUUGUUUUUACGGUGAUUAGUGCAUUCAGAGGUCAUGAAUGACUCCUGUAUAUUUGUCUAAAGGAUGUAAAAGUAAUAGGGAGUUGAUAUCAAAGAGAAGAAUAAUUAACCACGAAAAGUUUGAUUAGCAACAUCAAUGGAAGAGUAAAUUUUAUUUAUUUA